Molecule: messenger RNA, 570 nt
Organism: Protopolystoma xenopodis
Lineage: Eukaryota; Metazoa; Platyhelminthes; Monogenea; Polystomatidea; Polystomatidae
Source: the annotation of a GenBank genome assembly
AUGGAAAAUGCUAUCUUCCAGCAUAACUUACCGAGUCCCAAGCGGCUGUGGCAGGCUCUAGAAGGCUGUUCCCGAACACCGAUCUGGAACACAUGUUAUGCAGGUGCAGGGCCGGUAUGGGUAGGUAUGGGCGCCACCCCUGAGGCUCGAUUUCUGGGGACGGAUUCACGUACGUCUGUUUUCGGAAGUGGAAGUUGGUCGUCUUCGCGUCUAGUGCCUUCUUCCAAGUCCGAACGGCCCACCAGCCCUCUGGCAGACAAUUUCUCUGGCACAUGCACAUGCCUCUAUUCGGGUUCCCUGUGCCCCAGGCUCAGCCUCCACCCCCAAUUGGCCGAAGAGACACUUGUGCAGAGGUUGUCCGCACAGUUGUCCUCAGUCUGCAGCCGGACAAGUCGCCUCGGCCGGUCAGAUUGUGAGGCUGAUUGGAGUGAAUGUGGACUCUGUAUGCCUCUCGGCGUGCGUCUGAGGGGUAGAUGGCCUGCCUCAAAUUGCCUCCACGAAUACGAUCGAGCAGCAGUGACAAGUGGUCUGGUUGAUUGGGGCAAUAAGACCGCACCGUGUGAGGAGUGA